GAGCGGACAGAUGUCCCAGGUCGACGUUGCGACGCGUGCGGGGUGGCGCGUGGCGUCGUGUUCGGUGGCGUGGUACGGCACGCACGGUGCGCCCCCUGAUGCGGGGUGGGCAAGUAUUGAUUGGGUCGGCUCGUUGGUCGGCGUCUGUGUCCAGAGUGCAAGAAGAGAGGGUGGCGGAAUCGGCAGGCGCCAUCACGCGGGGCCACCGCGACCGUCGUCUGAAGGGCCGUCCAGCCAGUGGCCGCGAUCUCGAUUCAUCGAAAAGAUGGUCAUGAUGGCUGGCAUGGACGACCACGAGCGCAAAGUCGUCCUCGAGUUUUGCCACUUGCUUGAGAAGAGCAAGCAGCUGUUCAACGGGUUACGGGAUCUGCCACAAUACGGACACAAGCAGUGGCAGGGCUACUUCGGGCGCACCUUUGACAUCUACACGAAGCUGUGGAAGUUUCAACAACAGCACAGGGCGAUACUAGACACAAAGUACGGCCUGAAGAGGUGGCAGAUCGGCGAGAUCGCGAGCAAGAUUGGCCAGCUUUACUACCACUAUUACCUUCGUACCAGCGAGACCAGCUAUCUUCACGAGGCCUACUCGUUUUACGUGGCAAUCCGUGGCCGCGCUUACUACAGCCGCGCCGCUAAGGAGGAUAGGAGCGACCUGAUGGUCAAAAAGCUCAGGUACUACGCCCGUUUCAUCGUUGUCUGCCUGUUGUUGAAUCGGAUGAAGCUCGUCCGUGAAUUGGUCCAAGAACUGGACGCCCAAAUCGCCGAUUAUACCAGCACCUACGAGCCGGACGAUCAGCUCGAGUGGAACUUGGUGCUUGACGAGAUUAAGGCGUUCGUGAAGGCCGAGUCGGCCGUCGGAGUGGUGCACUCAGACUCGAACCCGGUGAUACUAACCCACAGGCUAGGGCCGCAGACUUCGCCGCCAGUGGAACGUACGCCACCCAUGUGCCUAUCCCUACAAGAGAUCCUGAUCGUCGGCAAUUGCGCCGAUCAGGUGAAGUUCAGUGAAUUGUCGAUGGACAUGUUCAGGAUGCUGCAAACGCUCGAAAGGGAGCCGAGGGACGACCCUAAUCACCUCCACGACGCGUCGCCAGCUGGAAGGAUGCCGUUCAGGCCUGGCGCGUAUCCGGGGGCAGAAAACGGGGCCCCGAGACGGGACAAUCCACACAAGUACCUGUUGUACAAGCCCACCUACAGCCAGGUACAGGUAUUCCUCGCGAGUGGUUUCAAGGAGCUGCCCGCAAACGGAGCGCUGUUGCUCUACUUGUCGGCGGACGGCUGCUUCUCCACCGUCAAGCAUCCGGAAGAAAUGGGGUACGACCUGGGUGGCGUAUCCACGUGCAGCAAGAGGGAUCCGGAGCAUGGCAAAAGGCCGACAGGUGGCAAGGAACCGCACUGCCUAUAUCCGGGUGACCUCUAUCCGUUCACCAGGAAACCUCUAUUCGUGGUCGUCGACUCGGACAACAGCUUCGUGUUCCAACAGAUACCCCGUUACUUCGGUCAACCAUUGAUGGUGCUGAUGUCACCCCAGGACACGCCGCCUACGUUGCGCGAUGUUCGACACGGUGGCAGCCUAUUCACUCUGUUUCUCCACGCCCCCCUAGCCGCGUUUUGCCUUAUAUGCAACAUCGGCAGCCUGGCCGUGCACCACUGGGAGCGGUGCCAGCGUUACAUCGAGCGAUUCCUCAUCGAGGCCUGUCAGCUCGUCACGCGCUCCAGAUGCGGGGUCGACAGCAGAGGCCCCGUUGCCAUCCACCGUUACCGGACGCGGACGUCCUCGAGCAUCCCACCCUUCAUCACCUGGUGCUCGACCUGGCCACCUGUCUUGACUGCCGCGACCACUUCCCGGACAGCAACGAGCUCGCCUGACCCAGGCAUCUUCCCUGCCGGGCCCCCCAUGAGUCUACGUCCCUGUUGCCGGCGUACAGCCACGACUACGAUUACGAUUACUGUAACUACAAUUGCAACAAUAAAAUCGUUACACUGAGACCUCAUUAAACCGCGUCUAAACAAAAGAAAGGGGACGAGGACAAAAAUGAGAACUGGAAGGAGAAAAAAAUAACUGGGAAUGAGGAAAAAGUUACGAUAAACAAGAAGAACGGAACUAUUCGCGUGUAUCCACGCGCAUGCGCAUCGUCGCUCGAUAAAUCGCACGGUCGUAAACGAUCCGCUCGUUGGAUAUCGUCGACGCCGUCUCAGGGUAACCCGGUGUCGUGCUUUUCAUCGUCUUCGUCGUCGUCGUCGUCGUCGUCGUCGUCGUCGUCGUCGUCGUCGUCAUCGUCGUUGUCGUCUUUGUCGUCAUUCUCGUCGUCUGUUCGUCGAUGACUGUUGAUUCCCUGUCGGUCGGUUUUGUCGGUCGAAAGGAGGCUGGUCGAAACACACGCGAUGCCGGGUACAACGCGUUCUUUCUCAGCGUGCGUGAGACACGACUGCGGAAGAGGUGGUGGAGGAGUAGGAGAAGGAGGGGAACAUGAGAAAAAACGAAGGAAAGAAUUCGUAGAUUCGUGUUCUCCUUAGACUCGUUCUAUGUUAAUCGCGACACACCGCUGCCAGUUUUUUGCUACGGACUAGUAAA
This is a messenger RNA of Eufriesea mexicana, 2575 nucleotides long. Its product is annotated as protein SCAI. Gene Ontology annotation, molecular function: transcription corepressor activity. The record is from RefSeq and is a predicted model, not a curated record. Bases 11 to 1987 code for a protein of 658 amino acids. NCBI's taxonomy places the organism in Eukaryota, Metazoa, Arthropoda, Insecta, Hymenoptera, Apidae. Gene Ontology annotation, biological process: DNA-templated transcription. The transcript has 4 exons.